AAAAAGCUAACGAGGCAAAACAAAUAGACCAAGAAAGGCGAGAACGAGAACAAAGAGAGGCUAAAGAGCGUGAUGCACGGGUGCAGGAACAUGCAAGGGCAGUUAAAGAACAGAAAGAUGCAGAGAGGCGAGCAAACGAAACUGCCGCUAAAGAAGAAGAAAAGCGACGAUGGGAAGCAUCGGAGAAAGAUCAUGAGGACGAUGACAAUGUUAGGCGGAAGAGAAGUGAGUCUCUAAAUAAAAUGAGACAGGCUGAGGCUGCACAAUUGGUCAGUCAAAGAGACUUUAAUCCUAAAGAUGUAUUUGAAAAGAAAAGAACGUCACAGUUUGAUGACCAACCAAAGCCACAGGCUCCACCACCUGCUAGGAAAAUAAAGCAUUCAUUUGGAGACAAUGCAGAAUCAGCACCUCCAGUGAGUAAGGCACCUAUAGAAUUGCCCAAAGAGGAGCCUCCUAGUGAACCAGCCCCAGCUCCAACUAGACAACUACCCCCCACCCCUGCUCGAGAACCAGAGCCAGAACCAGAAGUGAUUAAUACACCAGCUCAACCCCCUCCACAGUCACCUGCUGAACCACAGGCAGACAGAGUGGAACCCCAUACACGUAACCUCUUGAAGGAGGGUCUUCCAGUUCGUCAGAGCAGUGACAAUGAAGAGCAGAAUGAUGAUGAUGAUUGGGGAGAGGAAGAGUCUACCCCUGAAGUGAAAACUGUAACCCCUGCAGCCACAACCCAGAGUACUCCUAGUGUCCAAGCAGCAUCUGCUCCAGCAGCACCUGUAGAUCAGGGCCUUACUGCCAGAGCCUUAUAUGACUAUCAAGCUGCUGAUGAUUCAGAAAUCACAUUUGACCCUGGUGACCUUAUAACUAACAUUGAGCCAAUAGAUGAAGGUUGGUCACGAGGCACAGAUCCAUCAGGAAAAUAUGGUCUGUUCCCAGCAAACUAUGUCGAAAUGCUAAGUGCUGUUGAGCCAGAGGCACCUGUAGCGUCACCCCCUGCGGCUUCACCCCCUGCAGCUUCACCCCCUGCAGCUGCACCUCCAGCAAGCCAGGGCCAAUCAGCGAGGGCCUUGUACGAUUAUCAAGCUGCUGACGAUACUGAGAUAACCUUUGACCCUGAAGACAUCAUCACUAACAUUGAAAAACUAGAUGAAGGCUGGUGGACAGGAGUGAAUCCAGCGGGAAAACAUGGCAUGUUUCCAGCCAACUAUGUCGAGCUGAUUGACCCAUAGUGCUUGUUAAUAUAUUCAUAAUGCUUCAGAGGAAGACACGGAAAUAACAUUUGACCCUGAUGAUGUCAUAACAGAUAUAGAGAAGAUAGAUGAUGGUUGGUGGAUAGGGACUGGACCAGAUGGGAGGCGGGGAAUGUUCCCAGCUAAUUUUGUGCAGUUAAUUUAAUGCAUAAUGAACGAUUUUAAUUUAAAGUUAAAAAAAUUAUUUAAUUAUAUUAAUUUUGCUGGGAAAUUAUGUGUAUAAUUGUGCCAUGCUGGCAAAACAUUAAAAAAAUUAUAAAAUGACACUCUGAAGGUGAUUUGGUUGAAAAUGAAACAAUUUAUUUUUGAUAUCAAAGAUCUUUAAAGAAAACUUCUUUUGUAUCACAGCAAAGUAAUCUACUUGGAGUUAAGCAGGGUGGAGUAAAGUAUUGCAAUAUUAUACAAUAAAGUUGUAACUAAUGUACAAAACUGUAAACAUUCACUAUAAAUAAAUAUGUGGCCACUUUUGACUGUAAACAGGACUAUAAAGCCAUGACUAUUUAUGUGUAAGUGUUUAUUCAGUAAUUGUGGCCUAUCAUGAAUUAUAUUUUUGUGUUGUAUAAAAGUUUUCAUGUUUGAGGGGUGCUAUUAUGAACAAUAUUUCUAAUGCAUCAACAUUCUGGAAGAUUGAAAGGUUUAAAAUUGAAAUUAGUUCUGAUGCAAGACAAUAUGCAAUACAUUAUACAUAUACGUAUUUUCAGAAUACACCCUCAAAUAAUUGAAUUGAACAGUGAAUAUCAUGCCUCCCUAUGGUCUGUAU
Molecule: messenger RNA, 2010 nt
Organism: Owenia fusiformis
Lineage: Eukaryota; Metazoa; Annelida; Polychaeta; Sabellida; Oweniidae
Source: the annotation of a GenBank genome assembly